This is a messenger RNA of Candidozyma haemuli, 303 nucleotides long. Its product is annotated as mitochondrial 37S ribosomal protein mS37. Gene Ontology annotation, cellular component: mitochondrial small ribosomal subunit. Bases 1 to 303 code for a protein of 100 amino acids. Gene Ontology annotation, molecular function: structural constituent of ribosome. Gene Ontology annotation, biological process: mitochondrial translation. NCBI's taxonomy places the organism in Eukaryota, Fungi, Ascomycota, Pichiomycetes, Serinales, Metschnikowiaceae. The transcript has a single exon. The record is from RefSeq and is a predicted model, not a curated record.
AUGCAGCCAACGAAGAAUAAUAUGGCCUACAAGAAGGUGGCGCAGAGCUUCCAGUUGCCACCUUUGCCACAUGCAAAGAUCAGGAAUCCAGUGACAAACAAGAGUCUGGGUUGCACUGUCGCGAUGGCUGGUUUACUCAACUGCUGGGCAGCAAAUGGAGAAGGGUCAGCAGCUUGUGCCGCCUUGGAAUUAGAAUUGAAGACAUGUAUGGAGCUUGCAGGCAAGGGUAAGGGAACCAGAAGCUCCAUCAAUUACCACACCGGUAGACUAUAUCCUAAGUUGAAACUUAAGCGUAACGAUUAA